AUGGGUCUCAUCUCCCAACUGAUUCCAGCUCUGGUCUGCUUACUAGCAUGUACCAGCAACUUCAUCCAGGGAUGCAAAUACGACAUCACCUUACAAGAGAUCAUCAAAACGCUGAACAACCUCACAGAUGGAAAGGGCAAGAAUUCGUGCAUGGAGCUGACUGUAGCGGAUGCCUUUGCUGGCCCGAAGAACACAGAUGGAAAGGAAAUCUGCAGGGCUGCAAAGGUGCUUCAACAGCUCUAUAAAAGACAUGACAGGUCCUUGAUCAAAGAAUGCCUGAGCGGACUGGACAGGAACCUCAAGGGCAUGGCAAACGGGACCUGCUGUACUGUGAAUGAAGCCAAGAAGAGCACAUUGAAAGACUUUUUGGAAAGGCUAAAGACGAUCAUGAAAGAGAAAUACUCAAAGUGU
Equus caballus (horse) is the source of this 411-nucleotide messenger RNA. RefSeq names its product interleukin 4 (gene IL4). Gene Ontology annotation, molecular function: cytokine activity; growth factor activity; interleukin-4 receptor binding. The record is from RefSeq and is marked validated. Gene Ontology annotation, cellular component: extracellular region. Gene Ontology annotation, biological process: positive regulation of myoblast fusion; positive regulation of interleukin-10 production; positive regulation of macroautophagy. Lineage: Eukaryota; Metazoa; Chordata; Mammalia; Perissodactyla; Equidae.